This is a messenger RNA of Zophobas morio, 1117 nucleotides long. Its product is annotated as retinol dehydrogenase 12-like. Bases 48 to 1013 code for a protein of 321 amino acids. Lineage: Eukaryota; Metazoa; Arthropoda; Insecta; Coleoptera; Tenebrionidae. The transcript has 4 exons. The record is from RefSeq and is a predicted model, not a curated record.
UGCUUUUAAAUUUGACUUAGACGUGUGUAGACCGUCGUAAGAACACCAUGUUUGGGUUAAUAUUCCUGACUCUGGCAAUAAGCUUAUACAUUUAUAUGCGUCUAUCCCGCGGUAUCACCAGAAGUGCGUCAUGUCUUGUAGGCAAAACUGCCAUCGUUACGGGCGCUAAUUCUGGGAUUGGUUAUCAAACUGUUCUGAAUUUGGCUUCAAGAGGGUGCAGGGUGAUUAUGGCUGACGUAGCUGACAUGACACAGUCAAAAGAAAAAAUCAUCGAGUACACCAACAACCCCAACAUCGUGACUAAAUUCGUGGAUCUGGCGUCUCUACAAUCAGUCAGAGAUUUUGCUUCUGACAUUGUAAAAAGCGAGGAAAAAUUGGACAUUUUGAUUAACAACGCUGGAAUUAGUAUAUCCAAAGAAAACAGGACCAAAGAUGGCCUUCACCCAGUCAUGCAAAUCAACUAUUUCGGACCUUUUCUGCUAACCCAUUUGCUUUUAGAUUUGUUGAAGAAAUCAGCUCCAAGUAGAAUAGUUAGCACGAGCUCUUCGUUCGCUUUUUUGAAUACUUUGUCUGUGAAGAAUUUAAAUUUCAAUGACAAACGUGGUCUAUUUAUUGAAAGAUUUCAUAGUUACGCAAAUUCAAAACUCGCUCUAAUAAUAGCUUCUGAUAUUUUGGCCGAGAAAUUAAAAGGAACCGGUGUUACAUGUAACACGAUUCAUCCAGGUUUCGUUGCUACUCCCAUCAUGCCAAAACUCUAUUCUCUUACAGAAAAUAUAUUUUUGAACAGCAUUACGCGGUUGUACUGGAUAUUUUACGCGAAAAAUCCAUGGGAAGGUUCGCAAACUUUAGUGCACGUUGCUGUUUCGAAAAAGCUCGAAAAAGUGACUGGGAAGUAUUUUUGGGACUGUAAGCCUUUUUUUAAACCGCCAGCAGCCAAUAAUAAACAAUUUUGUAAGGAGAUUUGGAAGGCCACGGAGGAGCUUGUUAAUUUGAAGCCCGAAGAAAAACUUUAGUGGUGUUAUUCUUAUCAUGUAACUGUAUUUGUUUAUUUUGUUGAUAAGACUAUUAGUCACAAAUAUAAAUACAUUUUUUUAUUUCUGUGAUUAAAAAAUCGAGG